CGCGGAGCCGCCGCCACCGCCGCCCGCGAAGACACGGUCCCCAGAGGCCUGCAGGCCUAGCCCGGCCCGCGAGCCCGAGCCGGCGUGUCGCUGCCGUGAGUAAAGCCAGCGCCCUCUCCACGCUCGUGCGCACAUUAAGAUGGAGGAGAUCUCCUUGGCCAACCUGGAUACUAACAAGCUAGAGGCCAUCGCCCAGGAGAUUUAUGUAGACCUGAUAGAGGAUUCUUGUCUGGGAUUCUGCUUUGAGGUGCACCGGGCGGUCAAGUGUGGCUACUUCUACCUGGAGUUCGCAGACACUGCUAGCGUGAAGGAGUUUGGCAUUCAGCCAGUGGAAGACAAAGGAGCAUGCCGCCUCCCGCUCUGCUCCCUGCCUGGAGAAGCCGGGAAUGGGCCUGACCAGCCACUGCAGCGCUCGCCGCCAGAAUUCCAGUAGCCGCACCGUGGGAGAGGCUGGCAGUGACCAGGACAAUAAUUCACACUGGUCUCCUGGCUUGGAGUAAGCAAAGUCAAAAGAGAGAGAGAGAGAAAAGGAAAAAAAAAAAAUCAAUCAAAAGUCCCAAUUUCCCUUAAAGAUCCUAGCAUUCAAAAAUCAAAAGUGGAAAAUUUCUUUUUUUCUUUUUUGAAGUUUACCCAGGGCUAGCUCUGAACCCUGGGUAGUAGAGGGUGCACAGCCAGGGCUUCCUGCAAUUCUUGUUGAUCUCUAAACACACCCGGAUGUACACAAGGUUUCCCUCUACUAUACACAGCGGACAGGGGAGCAGCAGGCUCUCCUCCAUCAGCCUGAGGUCAAGGGCUUCUUGGACAGUUUGGACAUUGCUCAUGUUCAGGUCAUCAGCACGUGUAUUUGCUCCCCUGAAUUCUAAGCCUCUAAUGGGCCUCUAGAAACGAAAAUCAGGAGAUUUGCAUAGUAACAAUAUUAAUUGCCAGUUGAAUUAGGUAAGAAGCUCUGUGGCUUUGUCUGCAAGGAGAAGAAAAGUUCGAAACCACCUGUUUUCCAAAGGCCUGGCAUUUGCACUGAUUUCAGGGGAUGUGGAAACAAGGCCUAGCCUUUACCUGAGCACAGUCUCUUUCUUCCCCUCCUUCUCUAGGACCGGUUUGAGAAAGGAUAACCUGGCUUUCCAGGCGGGCUUAGGAUUCUGUUUUGAUCCUGUGAGAAAGAAGUAGGGACCUCUGCAACUAUGAAGAUUCAUGCUUGGAUGAAUUAUCUUGUGGGCAUAAAAUGGUGGGACGGCCCUUUUCUACUCUUUAUUAUGUAAGGAAUGUAGCCAGCCAGUGGGUCUGACUGAACUCUGGAAGAAUCUCAUGGCUGUGCAGGAUGCUGUUGGUAAACUGAGCCUGGAGGGGACUUCUCCCAACUGCCCUCAGUAAUGUGAAUGAAUUAGUGCUCAGAGCCAAGAAGCAGACUUGGUUUAUCUCUUCUACGACUGUUGAAUCCUGUUGAAUGCCCUUGUUCCUUAAGCUGGGAAGUCAGCUGUGCUGUGGUGAAUGUUCACCACCUGUGCCCCUCACAAUGAUAUACUUUGACUUGGUCCCUUUUGGACCUUCAUGACAGCAAGAGCUAUCUUUUUGUUAUGGGAAGGAAGUGGGAAAGGAUUUCCCUUGCUUUUUGGAAAUGGGGUAGAGGAGGAUGGGAAGUGAGGGCUAAAUAUCAAAACUACCCUCUGAUUUACUCCCUGGGUAAGGGUUUAAAAAGGAUUAAGAGGGUGGGAGGCCGGAUGUGAUCAGAACAGAAAGGUGCUGCUUUAUUUGAAAUGUUUUCUUACCUCAUUCCGUGCCCCAGUAAAGGGUCCAGCCUCAUCUGUCUGGCUUGGCCCCAUGUUCCUGUCCACUGCUCCACACUGCCUAUCUGGUGCAGCUCAUGAUUCCAGGUGCUGCUUGCUUCUCCAGCUUUGACCACUCUCAGUUCAUCUCUUAAUGCUCCUGCUUCUGAAGCCUAGCCAGGUUCUUUUACCUUGUCCCUUGAGUCCUUACGUUCGUUUUGUCUAAUCUGUUAUUGUGGGAGAUUCAGAAGAGAAUCUUUCUGAUGACUCCGUCUGGAUUGAAAUGGGAAAAUAACUUUUUGUAUUUAUAGGGCAGGGCGAUGCCUAAGUAUUUCUCCUCUACAGGAAUGUGUUGCUCUUAUGAUCAUUAUGCUUUGUCAUCUUGAGUUCAGUCUUCCCACCUCCACUUAGUAUUGCCUAUUAGGACUUGAACAGAAGAACUAUGAAGGCUGACACACAGGGAUGGAGUUGGUCCUGCUCCACUUCCUCUAACCUUUAUUGUGUAUACAUUAUCCUUAUCCCACAAGGAGCUACUUGAACACUAUGGAUUGCUUUGGGUUAUGGUACUCUAGAGAGUUAAGGAAGCAUAGUGAUUGGGCCUUGAGACUGUCUAUAAUUGCCUUCUAGAGUUUUUCCUGCUCAGGGUUAGGGCCUAGUUACAAGUUGAUGGUCAUCCAGGAAUUGAGAGAAUUUUUAAGUCAAGCACUGGCAGGGUCAAAAAUAACGUGAAGUUAUUUCUGCACUUGGCCUUUUGUGGACACCUAAGAAUAAUGAGGAAGAGAUAGGUCUAAGUGUGACUCCUGCCUACUUCCUCACAAUAUUUUGGAAAUAGGAUGAAAAUAAAGGGAGUAAAGUGAAAGUCCAAUCUGCCUUCAGAUAUGGAGCUCUGGUGUGACUUAAUACUGCUUUUUUUUUUUUUUCUCUUCUGGUUAGAGGAUGAACAUGUGGGAAGUAGUUUUGCAUAUGGUUUCUUCAUAUGACUUCCUUUUUUUCCUUUAUUUUUUUUUAUUUAUUUUUGUUUUUUGUGCUCUUCACUAUCAUUAGGGCAGUAGCCCCCUGCUCUCUGUAGGUAUGAGGUGGGCUAAGUCCAACAGGUGCCCUGAGGGAACAACCUACUUUUUUGGCAGAUAAUGCUCCCUACCAUGUGUAGUUCAGGGUGGUUAGGAACUCUCCCUUCUUCUACUCCCUUUCCUGUAACAGCAGAAUUCCUAUUCUUCAAUUAAUUGUAUUGAACACCCUGUAAUAUUACUAUGUAUCUGAGUGUGUGUGUGUUUAGGGGAAUGGGGAUUCUUUAAAAUUUCUGUGGUUUGUGGGUUUUUCUUCCAUAUAUUAGUUCCCACCACCGCAUGCCCAGUGGCCACUGCCUGGCAUUAUCGCAUGCUGGGAUCAUUGGGGGAGGGUAGUAUGAAACUCAACACUGUCCUUUGUUUUGGAGAUUCUUAUUUUUAAGUAAAUAAUCCAUCUUAUACAGAUAGCUGAUUAACUCUGUGUGUGCCCCCUUGCCUCUAUGGCUGCUGGUGUAAAAUAAACUGCAUCUCCCCAUUGCUAAACAGUAAUAAUAAAAUGUAAAAAACACA
Jaculus jaculus (lesser Egyptian jerboa) is the source of this 3337-nucleotide messenger RNA. RefSeq names its product ataxin 7 like 3B (gene Atxn7l3b). Bases 140 to 433 code for a protein of 97 amino acids. The record is from RefSeq and is a predicted model, not a curated record. NCBI's taxonomy places the organism in Eukaryota, Metazoa, Chordata, Mammalia, Rodentia, Dipodidae. The transcript has a single exon. Gene Ontology annotation, biological process: regulation of gene expression.